Molecule: messenger RNA, 1777 nt
Organism: Lentinula edodes (shiitake mushroom)
Lineage: Eukaryota; Fungi; Basidiomycota; Agaricomycetes; Agaricales; Omphalotaceae
Exons: 4
Coding region: 136-1530 (464 amino acids)
Source: RefSeq, a predicted model, not a curated record
UUGGCGUCACGGUGCAUGACAUGACAAUCAGCUACAAAUACACCAGUAAGUAUUUAUUCUGUUUCCUUUGUUCUUUGUUCUUACAACCCUUCUUACACCAGUAUCAUCUGCCCGUUAGAUUCAAUAUUUCUCAUCAUGUCGCAGCCUUUGUUCUUUCUAACAGAAGACGAAAAGACAAUCCUGAGUGGCAUUCGCGGCCGCUCCCUAGUCGAGCUUGAACGAUCUAUCGCGAUGUCUCCCACAAAUGCUUUGGACGUCUGGAGAAGUUUUUGGCCUGAAGUAGUCGGCAUCCUGACGAAGAUUAAGUUGGCCGUCAAGCUUGACGAUGAAAGAAUUGCUUCGAUCUCCUUUCAGAAUCAUCUGGACGAUACAGUGCUCCCUGUCUGGACUUACAUCGACACCAUGCUGAUGAUGGUGCCUGUGAGUGAGAGCGGGGACAUCUCGCCCCUACUGGCUACUACGCCGGACUUUUUAUCGCAUCUCGCUCAUGCGUGUCUUGCCACGAUCGUUCCAGUGGCCACUCCCCAGAAUCCCUCUUCCGAGUCUCUCCUGUCGACUAUGGAGGCGUUCACUCGAAUUGGCCGUGUGACAAAUCGGCUAUAUCUCGAUCUCAUCGAGACGGAGAACGAUGUCGAAGCUGAGAAUCUUCUCAAAAGCUUCAUCUCUAUAUCUCCCCCUACCGACAGCGCACGACACGUCACUGCUCUGUGUCUUGUUCGCGCGAUGCACGAGGUCGCAUAUGCCAGGAGCACUCCCACGGAGAACUUCGAUCCGUCCAUCCUCGAAUUCGUUAUGUUUAUCUUCGAGCGACUCGCAGCCUACGACAACGAUGUCUAUCGCGCCUCUUUGAAGAACGGGUCUAUCGCCGUCAUUAGUCGCGUCACGGCGUUCUUGACGUCCCAAACCCAACGGUUUGCGUCGGACCUUUUCGCCUUUAAAGCAAGAAUUUUUGCCCUUCGCGAAUGCCUGCUCUACUUCUGCGUCUGUUUUCAAGAAAGCCACCAUUGGGUUAACAAGGCGUUGGAAGAAGAUAUCCUCCUUUCGUUUGUUCUAUGCUUCUCCUUGAUCAAGAAGUGCGAUUCUUUCUCUCCAAAAAUCGGUAGCAUCUUGGAGGAACCCCUCAUCCUUAUUCUCCAGAUCUUGUGGUGCUACACAAAAUGCUAUCUAUCCGUAGAGACCCACAUCGAGAAAGAAGUGGAUCGUGUCGACGAUCUAAAUAUGAUUGAAGAAGACGAAGGGCUUUGGGCUGCUUGGGCUCCGAAGGCGCAUGAGAUGUGGUGUGUGCUUGCUGUCGAGGCAAAUGAAAGGACAACCAGAGGGCUCUCCGAUACCUUCUGGGACCCCAAAAGACCGCAUUCGGCAUCGGCUUGUGCAUAUAAGCAGUGUCGUGCCCUUUCGGUCAAAACCCCUAAAGCAUGUUCAUCUUGCCGUGUACCUUCGUAUUGUUCAAAAGGUUGUCAACGCUCAGAUUGGAAAUCCGGGCAUAGAGACAUGUGCAAGAAAAUUUGUUCAGAACGACAAGGUGAUUAGGUUUAACUUCCGUGAUGAUGAAUCGCGAAUCUCAUCCCAUGUACUAUGCGUAUCAAGAUGGCUUUCCUGGUCCAAUUCCAAGCCUCGACAAGGCGUAUGCUGCAUUCACUAUGAAGAUUAUCCAAGUCAUGAAUACUAAACUUGUAAUCGAAAAGUUGGCGGAAUACCUACAGAAUCAUCCCGAAACUCGCUCCUCUCAACAGAUGCACGCUACACUCAACUAUCGAACAUUUCCACCCGAGGUCAC